GGAAGCGAGAGUAAUAGCACAUCCGCCGUUGUGGAAUAGUGUAUUCCAAUCGGGCAUUAGGCAGUUUCAGAGUGAGUGAUAUAUUUUAGCCGAACGUCAAUUAGAUUGGAAACAUAUAGGCUUACAUCAUUGACAGAUACAAAGACGCAAUCCUCGGCGCUCGAGAAAAUAUUGUAGCGAUCUGACGACUGGAGAAAAACACCGCCUCUACAUACACAGAGAGAUUGGAUAACCCGAGACGAGCCGAGAAAAAAAUAUCGGAGUGCAGAAGCAGGAGAAACCGUGGACAGUCACAAACCGCAUUCAGUUUCGACUCCUGGAGGAUGUCUGGAACCACCGUCGAUCAGAGACCCAAAGGACAAGGAAAUAAAGUACAAAACGGAUCAAUGCAUCAGAAGGAUGGAGUAAACGAUGAAGACUUUGAACCUUACCUAAGCAGCCAGACAAAUCAGAAUAACAGCUACCCACCAAUGUCCGACCCCUACAUACCCAGCUACUAUGCUCCUUCCAUCGGCUUCCCUUACUCCCUGGGGGAGGCCCCCUGGUCCACUGCGGGGGACCCCCCCAUGCCCUACCUGACCACCUAUGGACAGAUGAGCAAUGGCGAGCACCACUUCAUCCCCGACGGGGUGUUCAGCCAGCCGGGCGCCCUGGGCAACACCCCUCCCUUCCUCAGCCAGCACGGCUUCAACUUCUUCCCUGGAAACGCAGACUAUUCCACCUGGGGCACCAGUGUCUCUCAGGGCCAGUCCACACAGAGCAAUGCCUAUAGUAAUAGUUAUGGUUACACCCCUAGUUCCCUGGGGAGGGCUAUAGCUGAUGGACAGGCAGGCUUCAGCAGUGACGCCCAGCUCAGUAAGGUCCCGGUGCUGAGCAGCAUCGAGCAGGGCAUGACAGGGUUAAAACUGGACAUGGGCGCCGCCGUCACCAAGACUGUCGGCUCGCCCCUUGGGGGCACGUUGGGCAUGAGUAGCAUGGCGGCCAAUAACAUGCCUCCAUUGGUUAGUUCCUCUGCCCCCAAACCCACGUCCUGGGCAGCCAUUGCCAGGAAGCCGGCCAAGCCCCAACCCAAGGUCAAGCCCAAAGCCAACAUGGGGAUGGGAGCCCCUGCCAUUCCCCCGCCGCCCAUCAAGCACAACAUGAACAUUGGCACCUGGGACGAUAAGGGCUCCGUCAACAAGCCCCCCUUAGCUCAGGCCAUGAUGCAACCUCAGACCAUGGUGCAGCAGACCCUGAUGGGCCAGCCCCAGCCCCUGCUGCAGAGCCCUCUGCCCCACCAGCACCAACACCAGCACCAACAUCAGCACCAGCAGCACCACCAACCCUUUCAGCUGCAGUCCCUCCAGUCUCCCCAACACCCCCAGCAGAUGCCUCCAGGCCCACCUCACCACCACCAACACACCCACCAGAACUUCUCCUCCCAGCCUGGCCCCCCUCAACCUAUGCAUCAACACCAACAUCCCCAACCCCCACCCCAGAACCGCUGGGUGGCACCUCGGAACAGGGGCACCUUCAACCAAGGAGGGGCGGAAGGCUUUGGGAUGGGAGUUGGUGGGGUCCCCCUCAGUGCCUCUCCCAGCUCCGGGGAGGUGCACCCGGUGUUAGAGAAACUGCGGGCCCUCAACAACUACAACCCCAAAGACUUUGACUGGAACCUGAAGAACGGCCGCGUGUUCAUCAUCAAGAGCUACUCUGAGGACGACAUCCACCGCUCCAUCAAGUACUCCAUCUGGUGCAGCACCGAGCACGGCAACAAGCGCCUGGACGGGGCCUACCGCUCGCUGGGGGCCAAGGGGCCCCUCUACCUGUUGUUCAGUGUCAACGGCAGCGGUCAUUUCUGCGGCGUGGCAGAGAUGCGCUCGCCCGUGGAUUACAACGCCUACGCAGGCGUCUGGUCUCAGGACAAGUGGAAGGGCAAGUUUGAGGUGAAGUGGGCAUUUGUGAAGGACGUGCCCAACAGCCAGCUGAGGCACAUCAGACUGGAGAACAAUGACAACAAGCCCGUCACCAACUCCAGGGACACUCAAGAGGUGCCUCUGGAAAAGGCCAAGCAAGUGCUUAAAAUUAUUGCCACUUUCAAGCAUACCACCUCAAUCUUUGAUGACUUUGCACAUUACGAGAAGCGCCAGGAGGAGGAAGAGGCCCUGCGGAGGGAGCGGAAUAGAAAUCAACAGUAACUUUAGAGAGAACUCCUUGCUAGAGGUACAACACUAACGACGUAUGACCUUAAAUAAUUAGCCUCACUACGCAGAAGAAAGGGUCCUGCCAUCUUUUCUGCUGAAGACAACAACAAAGAGGCCAUAUCUCACGAUGUGAACACGACGAUGGACUCACCUGUGUCAGUUCUCUGGUGCAUCAAUCUACCCCAGUGUUCCUGUCUCUGAAGAAAAAUAAAGAACAUUACUCACUUUAAAGUCUCUCUUUAAGCACUUUCAGUCCACCUAAAGCAGCCUCUACCAAUACCCUUUACUCUCUAAUAACUCUUAUAUCUCACUUAUAUCUCUCUUUCUGGACUUCUGUUUGUAAUAACUGACUAACCAGUGUAGUUAGUUUUUCUGAGGAUUUUACCAGACUUGUAGUUUUUUGUUUCGUUUUUUUUUAAUGCCCCCAAAAUAUUGGGGAAGAAAAUGUGUUCUCCCCUCCCCGUCGAUGAGCGUUAGCGCCUUCAAAAGAGAUUCAAACAUAUAACAUGUAUAACAAAAUAUUUUACUUGAAUCUCCACUCAGCUUGUGAUUGAUUGACAGGUGAGGGGAACAACAGGAAACGGCCAUAAUCAUGCCAAUCAUUAGAUGGACCCCCCUUAUUCCCGCCCCUUUGUUUCUGCAUCUUUUUCUGUGUACCAAAAGAUGAGGUGGAUGAUGUGGUGAGCUGGGCUGGGUGAAUGCCAGUUAAUGCACAUGUUAGUUUUUCUCUUGUGAUUAUUAUGUCAUUCUGAAGUCCAUUUGUCUGAGGAGAAAUCUGCUCCACGGUAACGGUUGCCUUGGUAGCUGUCAGUAUCUUCAGGCUAAAGCUGGGGCCUGUUCAGGAGGUUGCAAUGUUACACAACAUUCAGAUAGAAAAUGUGUCCAAUAGAUAUGAUUCUCUGUCAUGUAGAUGAGAACAGGAAAUUGUUUUAGCUUUAAACAUGACGUUUCUAUCAGCAGUGUUGUGCAACGUUUCACCUGACUGAACAGGCUUCUGGCUCUCUGUCUCUGAAGAACUCUGUAAUGCUUUUGGGAUGAGUGUUCCUGGGUCCAGGUAAAAGUUACUGUUAACCACAGAUCUGGGACCAGAUGCAGAUGAAAAGAUAUCUGGUCCUGGAUCAGUGGUUAGGAGUGAUUUUUGCCUACUGCCGAUUGCUGCUUGGUUACAGUGGGGUAUCCCAAAAGCUGAACCAAGGAAGUGAGCGUUUCUCCUCAAGGUGAUUCACUAGCGAAAAAUAAACAUUACCCAUGUUUAGCAUAACAAACGCUUCUGCGAUGUGUCUUCUUGUGGUCUGUUGUGUGUAUGUGAUUGUAUCGAUGUGUGAUCAAUAACCCUGUCAUCCAUUUUCUGUUUCUGCACUUGGAUGAUCCUAAUAUUACAGAUUUUUUACUGACACCAAGACACAUCACAGGCUGUGCCCCAACACUCUAGCAUGGCUUCCUCCAGUCCUCCAUCAAGAUUGAUACUGUAGGGCAGAGAUCAUCAGCUAGAUUCAACCGUGGGACAAUUAUUUUUUGAGCAGAUGGUUGGUGGUCUGGAACAUAAUUACAAAUAAUAUGUAGACUGCAAAUUGAUGGCAAGAAGCCCAAACAGAUAUAAUAUUUGACUUAAACAAAAUCAUUUUAAACCUUGCUUACAUUUGUAUACAUUCACGUCUCUAUUAUGCGUGGGAAUACUUGGGAACAUAUUUCCUAAAUUAAAAUAACUUUUAGCUGAUUUCCUGGUGAUUUAUGUCUUUUAUGUCCAACAAUGAAAAUAAUAUAUAUGUACUGUAUCAUUGUUUGAAUAUGUACAGUACCAGUCAAAAGUUUGGACACACCUACUCAUUCAAGGGUUUUUCUUUAUUUGUACUAUUUUCUACAUUGUAGAAUAAUAGUGAAGACAUUAACACUAUGAAACAACACAUGGAAUCA
Messenger RNA from Oncorhynchus masou masou (cherry salmon), 4097 nucleotides. Its product is annotated as YTH domain-containing family protein 3-like. The record is from RefSeq and is a predicted model, not a curated record. Gene Ontology annotation, cellular component: cytoplasm. Gene Ontology annotation, biological process: mRNA destabilization. Gene Ontology annotation, molecular function: N6-methyladenosine-containing RNA reader activity; mRNA binding. Bases 324 to 2177 code for a protein of 617 amino acids. Lineage: Eukaryota; Metazoa; Chordata; Actinopteri; Salmoniformes; Salmonidae. The transcript is spliced from 5 exons.